AUGUCCUAUACAUCACAGUUGGACGCGUUUGUAUUGCGGCUCAACGAUAGUGCUAGCGAUUACAGGACCAAACACUCAAUUCUUUCAGAAUUAUUAGAUACGAUCGAGACAUUCAAUGGAGCAGCCGAGUAUGAAUACUUUCUCAAAUCGCUCAUGCCUGUAUUUCUCAAGCAGUUGGGCGAGGAGAUCCCGAUCUCAUUUAUUUCCACAAGUGCUGAGAACAAGACUAGAAAUAGUAUAUUGGAAAUUUUACAUCGUUCAAUAAUGAAUGACACAUUUCAGCCAUACUCGGAACCAGUGUUGGAUAUGUUGACCAAGAUAUUGACCGAGGAGAACGAAGAGAAUGGUGUAUUGUGUAUGAAGAUCAUCACAAGUUUGCACAAGGCGUACAAGGCAAACUUUUCCGAGAAAGUGCUGCCCUUCAUCAAGAUUAUCGAACAGAUUUAUGACAAUAUGGAUCAGACUGUAAAAGAUGUGUUUAUAGACGAAAGUGCUAAUGAAGAGACUAAAGAAGAAGCCAAGGAGGAAGCUAAAGAAGAAGCUAAAGAUGAAGGUAUGGAAGAAGCUAAAGAAGAAACUAAAGAUGAAGCUAUAGAAGAAGCCAAAGAGGAGGACAAAGAGGAAGCCAAAGAGGAAGCCAAAGAGGAAUCCAAGGAGGAAGCUAAAGAUGCAAACAAAGAAGAAGACAAGGUAGAAAAUACGAAAGAGGGAGAGGCAAACGUUGAACUGGAGAACCAAAAGAGUGAAGAAAAUGGUAAUGGCACCGUUGAAAAUGACGACGACUCAAAAGAUAGUACCACCACAGAUACAACAAAGGUAGUUGCUCCACCUACUACGUCAUUCAACGAGGAAACACUGACAAAGAUAUUGAGAAAAGCAAUGUUUUCGUUCAAAACUCUUGCCGAGUGUCCUAUAACAAUGGUAUCACUAUACUCCUCUUACAAGCAACUAGUGGCCACUUCGCUUUUACAAUUUUUACCAAAGAUAAUUCACAUUUUACAAUUACAAGUUGAAGAUCAAAAGCAACUACGUGAUGAAGCUAUAGCUAAUAAUGAGGUAUUGGUAUCCAUUUCACCAAAGAUAAAAAAUAGACAAGCAUACAGUGAACUCAUACUAGGCCAGGUCAAAGCAGCAUCGUUUUUGGCGUACGUGUUUAUUAGAGGAUAUGCUGGACAAUACCUCAAACCGGAAGAGAGCAAAUGCGUUCCCGACGUGAUACUUCGCUUAUUACAGGAUUGUCCUGCAGAACUAUCUGUUGCAAGAAAAGAGCUUUUACAUGCCACUCGACAUAUCUUGUCCACUCCUUUUAGAACUCAAUUUAUUCCAAAAUUGGACCUUUUGUUCAACGAGAAAAUCUUGAUCGGUGAGGGGUUGACUUCAUACGAGACUUUAAGGCCGUUGGCAUACUCCACUGUGGCAGACUUUAUCCAUAAUGUAAGAAAUGAACUUACACCAGCACAGAUAUGGUCAACAGUUCAUAUAUAUUGUAACCUCUUGAAAGAUGAUUCGUUGGCAUUAACAGUGCAAAUCAUGAGUGCCAAGUUGUUAUUGAACUUGGUCGAAAAGAUUAUGAAGCUUCCAAACAAAUUAGAAGGCCGUCAACUAUUUCUUAUCAUUAUUGACUCAUAUGCAAAGAGGUUUGAAAGUUUGAACCGCAAAUACGAUUACAUUAUAGCUAAGCACAAUGAACACGAAAAGAAAAAGAGUCUUAAAGAAAAAGAAUCUAAAAGGGCUAUUGAACGCUACUCAUCAAAGAACCAAACUAGAAAGGAUCAAAUUGAACAAGAACAAAAGUCAGACAAAGAGAAUAGCGAGAUGGAUGUGGAUAAAGAAGAAGCCGGAAAAGAUGCACGCCCCGAAGUUGAUGAACAACUUGGUCUCAAUUUUUUCAACAUUGACUCUUAUUCACCAAUAGCCACGUUACAGAACUCAGCAAACAAUUCUGAUGUGCUCAAAGAUGCUCGUUACUUGUUCAAAACUUUAAUGACAUUUUUAAAGUCAGUUGUAUUUGGGUUGAAAAAUUGUAAUCCACCGGUACCACCACAACCCGUUAGUACUGACCCUUCAAAACAACAGCAGGUAAACUAUGAUAAGUGGAACGAGUCUGCAAAACUCAUAUCUGGCGAGGAAGUCAAUAUUCUUCGAGCAUUAUUUCGUGAGGGUAUUAGCUGUCUUCGAUUCUUUGCUGCAUCGAAGCCUAAAGUUGCAUUGCCACAAAAGGCUUUUGACUACUCGACAGGAGGUACAAAUUUGCCAAUUACAUCUUCAAAGGAAGAGAAAGAUUUGAUGGAGAUUUUUGCCACUAUAUUUAUUAAUUUUGAUCCUGCAUCGUUUAAUGAAAUUGUUAGCUCAGAACUACCAUUUCUUUUUGAUUCUAUGCUUGACAAUGCUGCGUUAUUACACUUGCCCCAAUUCUUCCUUGCUAGUGAGGUUACCCUGGCGAACUUUUCGAGUAUAUUGAUCUCGUUUCUUAAAGGUAAAUUAGAUCAAUUGGGACAAGCUGAUAUUGUCAAGACAAGUAUUUUGACAAGGCUAUUUAAAUUAUGUUUUAUGUCGGUUAAUCUAUUUCCGGCAACAAAUGAAGCCGUUUUACUCCCACACUUGAAUUAUUUAAUUUUGGAAUCAUUAAAGCUAAGCACGAGAACCGAGGAGCCAAUAGUUUACUCAUAUUUGGUGCGUCUUUUAUUCCGAAGUAUUAGUGGAGGAAGAUUUGAAAAUCUUUACAAGGAAAUUAUGCCUAUUUUACCCGUAUUGUUGGAAAACUUGAACAAGAUGAUUGCAAAUGCUAAGCGACCAUACGAAAGAGACAUUUACGUUGAGCUUUGUUUAACUGUUCCAGUGCGUUUAUCAGUUUUGGUGCCUCAUCUUAGCUAUUUGACAAGACCAUUGGUUUAUGCAUUAAAUGGUUCUCAAGAAUUGGUAACUCAAGGUUUGCGUACGUUUGAGUUGUGUGUCGAUAAUUUGACUGCAGAGUACUUUGACCCUAUGAUUGAGCCGGUUAUUGAUGAUAUCAUGACAGCAUUGUGGAAGCAUUUGGAGCCAGUACCGUAUCAUCACCAGCAUAGUCACACAGCAAUACGAAUCUUGGGUAAAUUAGGUGGCAGGAACCAUAAAAAGAUCAAGCCAUGUGACACGUUGCAUACACAAACGGAUGUUGAUCAAGAGAUUAAGGCAUUGGUACAUGUGUAUGGUUUAAACGAUAAAGUCCCAAUAUCUAUAACCCCAGGUGUUGAAUCAGCUAUCAAGUUGUUGAAUGAUCGAAAGAUGAAAAUACAUUAUAGAAUCAGUGCAUACAAAUACCUUGCCAGUAUUUUGAAAUUGUUUGUUGAUACGACUCCAAUUCCUGAGAACUUUGUUCAAUAUGCACACGAAAGCGUUGAAUUUUUAUCUAAGGAAAGAAUCGACGAGAGCAUUCACAUUGACUUGCAACCACUGGAUAUUAAGGAUGCAGAGAAGUUGGAUCGCCAACAACAAUUGUUUCUGAAGUUAUUGGAAAUGUUGUACUUUGCCAUUUCUGUGCCUGAAUUAAAGGACGAGGCUAGUAAACUUAUUGAUGGCUUAACUACUCAUUUCACAAUAUUGCAUCUUGGCAGAUCUGUUAUUGACAAGAUAAAGAAGGAGCGUAAUUUUUCCGUGCAAGAUAAUGAGGGCAAAGCAUACAUUAGCGAAACUGCAUUCUUUGACGCAAUUACUUAUGCCUUGAGCUUUGGCGACAAAGAUGUUCGUGACAAAGGUAUUGAGACCGUGAAGAAGAUACACGAGACAACUGUAAUCAUAUUUGGUUCAGAAGAGAAUGCAUUAAUCUCACCAAUUUUCAGAUCAUUAUUUUACAAAUUUACGCACUGCUGCUAUAACGAAUUUUAUAAUGUCAAAUUGGGAGGUGUUCUUGGUCUCAGAACAAUGUUUCAUGAUUUACAAAUUCCUCACACGUGGUUUUACAAGAGACAAUUUGAGCUUUUGAGAUCACUUUUUUUCAUCUUGAGGGAUACCCCUGAUACUGCUCCAUAUGAAGUUUGCCAUUCAGCAAAAAGUUUGGUGAUUGAGCUUGUGAAAACAUGCAACAAGGAUCUCACAAGAGAAAUUGUGAUGGAAAAGCCAUUUCAAACACUUGUGGGUGCAUUAGUUUAUGAUUUGGCAAGCCCUACACCAACGGUGAGGGAAGUUGCACAGGAAUGUCUCAAGGUGUUAUCCGAAGUUACUUCAACGCCAAUUACAUCAAUUAUGGGACCAUGCAAACACUUGUUGUUGACGCCCAUUUUUGGCAAGCCACUUCGCGCACUACCAUUUCCUAUGCAAAUUGGGAACAUUGAUGCAAUCACAUUUUGUCUUGGUUUACCCGAUACAUUUUUAAGUUUUAACGAAGAGUUGAACAGGUUGCUUUUAGAAGCUUUGGCACUAGUGGAUGCUGAAGAUGAGUCGUUGGCCAAUGUUCACAGAUUAAAUGAAUAUAGAACAUCGAAACAAUUGGUUGAAUUGCGAGUUGUUUGUAUCAGAUUAUUGUCUUUGGCAUUAUCCAAACCAGACUUUUCAAUUGGGUCCUUGGCAGAAGCAAGAAUCAGAAUCUUGGGGGUGUUUUUUAAAGCAUUAUGUAAUAAGUCGACCGAAAUCAUCAAUGCUGCUCAUCAAGGACUCGCAUCGAGCUUGCAAGAGAAUGCUAAGUUGCCGAAAGAGCUUCUUCAAAACGGGUUGCGCCCAAUGUUGAUGAACUUGUCUGAUCACAAAAAGUUGACAGUUUCCGGAUUGGAAGCUCUUGCUCGUUUACUUGAGUUGUUAAUUUCGUACUUUAGAGUUGAGAUUGGAAGAAAAUUGCUUGACCAUUUGAUGGCAUGGGCUCAGAUCAACACGCUUCGUCAAAUUGCUGGUCAAAAUCUCGACAACAAUCAUACUGUACAAAUUGUUAUGGCCAUUUUGAAUAUCUUUCAUUUACUUCCUGCUAAAGCAUACACAUUUAUGGAAGAAAUAAUCAAUACCUUGCAGUAUUUGGAAGGACACUUGGAUCGCCAUUUAGACUCUCCAUUUAGGAAGCCAGUAUCAAAGUUUUUGAAUAGAUUUGCUGAGAAUUGUAUUGAGUACUUGGUGAACAAUUUCAAGAAUCGUAAAUUGGGAAAUAUGCUUGCAUCUAUUGCAGGAAUGGAUGGAUGCGAAAAUUUGAGACAGACUGCUCAGGAGAAGAUCCAAUUUCUCAUUGAAGAUAUAAAGGGCGAAGUUGACUUUGAAGCCAAAGUUGUCAAGUUAGCAAACUUUAUUGAUCUAUUUAAUGCAAUAGCGCAGCACGAUAAGGAAUGGUUUGAUAAUCAAAAAGAGCUACUCAUUAUUCUUUACGAGAUUGUGGGUGAUAUCAACAAAGUUAGUGCUACUCCUAUGUUAUCAAAUGCUCAUUUCCAAAACGAUCAAGCCAUAACGAAAUUGCAGCAUCUUGUUGUGGAAUAUCUUAAGAGAAACCAACACGACAUUGACCUUCUCAUCAAUGUCGUUGAUAGUCAUUGUCGAUUGAAACGCAAAGUUAGUAAUGAAUUGCAAGAUUUUAUUUUUAACGCUAUUGUUGCUUCAAGCGAUGUUGAUUUGCGUUUGCGAUACUUGAAUGAAACUGCUAGUUUUGUCAGCAAUCCAGAGCCAGGCAGGAGAUCCAAGAUUUUUAUGCUUAAGCAUAUUUUCAAUCCGAUUUUCAUCUAUGAGUUUGCCCGAAACAAAAAUGUCGAUGUAUUUUUUGCCACUGAACAAUUGUCGUCAUUGUCUUCAACUUCCGCAACAGUACUAGAACCGGGUACUUCAGCCUCCUCCUCUACUUCAUUGUCAUUUCCAUUUUGGUUACAAAGCAUCGACGAAAAUAUAUGGCAAUCCACGAAUGAUGUUAUUGUUAAUCCAACUUCAGGAAAGAUGGACGGUUAUAGGUAUGCCCUUUUGGAAACAACUGCAUUGUUAUUGAAGAUUGCUCCUCAAAAAGUUAGCGAGUUGCGUAAGGAUAUCAUCAAGUUUAGUUGGAAUUACAUUAAACUUGAUGACAAUAUUACUAAACAAGUUGCAUACGUUACGACAUCAUAUUUUAUUGCUGCCUACGAGACACCGGCCAAGUUGGCAACACAAGUGUUUGUUGCUCUUUUGCGUACUCAUCAAACAGAUUCUAGACAUUUGGUGAGGCAAGCAUUGGAUAUCUUGGCACCUGUGAUGUCAGAAAGGAUGAAGGACGAAGAGUCACCAGAUAAUUGGUUGAAAUGGCCAAGAAGAAUCAUUUCCGAGGAUGGAUUCAAUGUUACCCAGGUAUUGAAUGUUUACCAAUUCAUUGUUCAACAUCCGGACUUGUUUUUCAUUGCAAGGGAACAUUUCAUUGCCAAUAUAAUAACAGCAAUGGGUAAAUUGACAAUUUUGGCUAAUCCAGCGAUUGAGAAUCAAGUAUUGGCCAUUGAACUUGCUGAAUUGAUUCUUUACUGGGAAAGAAAAGCAAAGAAUGAAGCCAAGAAGUUGGAAGCAGGAUUAGCUAAUGGAGAUCAUGAUAUGGAUAUGGAUAUGGAUAUGGAUCUGAAUAUGGAUACGAAGAAACUGGAAAGCAACAAACAAGCAGAAGCAGAAGCAGAAACAGAAACAGAAGCAAAUGCAAAUGCAAAUGCAAAUUUGGAAAAUAGUGAGCACAAAGAUGUAGGUAUCAAAGAUGAGAAUACUAAUGAUGCAGACGCUAAGCAUAAAAAGAUGAAAGCAGGUGAAGUUGCCAAAGACGAUUUUAAGACAUCAAUCUCAUUUUCAGUUCCAUUCGGCCAACGCGAGGCCUGUGUCACUUUUUUGAUCAGAUACGUUUGUAUCAGUCCACAAAGAGCAUCAGAAAGCGAACUUGGUCAAAAGGCUUUGGGAAUUCUAUACGAUUUGUUGAGUCCCGAGCAUUGGCCCGAAGUGAGCAUUAAGCUUAGUUUCUUUGAAAAAUUUUUACUUUCCAACGAUUUAAAUUCGAGCAACUUGUUAGGUUAUUGUCUUAAUGCAUUGGAAGUCCUUGCAGUUGUAUUGGAAUGGAAGCAACCUCAAUGGAUUGUUUCUAAUAUCUCGUAUUUACAGAAAUUGCUCGAAAAGUGCAUUAAGUCUGAUAAUCACGACAUUCUGGAGAUCUUGCAAAGGGUUUUAACAACAAUCCUAGCGGCUAUAAACAACCACAAAUCGGGUUAUGACGAGGAUGAAGAAGAUGACGAUGUCAAAGAAUUUAUUACAUUAUUAACAACAUCAGUUUCUGAAGAUUUGGGCGAUAUGCCUUCUGUGGCUGCUGGUGUUACUUUGGCAUGGACUUUGGCACAAUGCAAGCCAGCAACCUUGGAUCCAUUGCUUCCAACAAUUAUGAAGACGUUCAGUAAGCUUUGUAAAGACCAUAUCACCAUUACUCAUCAAGGGUCUCAAAAUGCAUCAUCUUCAUCAUCAUCUUCUCAGUCAUCGAAAGAUAACACGAACCAAGAGUUUGAAGCCAAAAUGACUACCAAAUUAUUGGAAAAAAUAUUAAACUUGUGUUCAAUGAGAAUUUCUAAUCUCGGCGACCAACGUAGAAUUUUUCUUUCCUUAUUAGCACAAUUGAUUGAAAGGAGUUUGGAUAAGGAGUCAUUGGAGAAAAUUAUUAAAAUUGUUAAAGGAUGGGUGUUUUCGAAAACUGAUUUGUUUCCAACCACCAAGGAGAAAGCUGCUAUAUUAUCCAAAAUGAUGGUUUUUGAAGUACGUGGAGAACCUACGUUGUCAAAAGAAUUUUACCAAAUUAUUGUUGACAUUUUCGAAGAUGAUUUAUUUAGCUGUACCGAGUUAACAGUGCGUAUGGAGCAGCCAUUUAUGGUUGGUACCAGAUCUUUGGACGUUUCCAUUCGACGCAAAUUGAUGUCCAUUUUGAACAAUAGUCUUGAAAAAGAUAUCUCAAAGAGAUUAUACUAUGUGAUUCGGGAACAAAACUGGGAGUACCUUGCAGAUUAUCCUUGGUUGAACCAAGCUUUGCAGUUAUUAUUUGGCUCAUUCAAUAUGAAUGCCGGUAUUGAGUUUAUUUCAGAGGAGAACAAAUUGUCACCGAUUGAAGCAGUACCAUUACCAGCAACAAAGGGUGAUGAUCAAAUGGAAGUCGACCUGUCAAAUGAAAAAUUGACAGAAUUGUUGAAUUCUCAUCAAGAGUUUUUGAAUGAUGUUUGUGAACUUUCUGCUUCAGAUAUCUUUGACCCACUCACUGAUAUGUUUUACCAAAGCAGCGAAGCCGUACAUAGAACAUGGGGUGUUGUUUUCCCAAUUGCAUUCAAGUCAAUUCCAAGGUCAGAAAACCUUGACUUUACUAGGUUUUUAGUGAUUCUUUUAUCCAAGGAUUAUCACACUCGCCAGAUUGAUAUGCGUCCAAAUGUUAUUCAGUCUUUAUUGGAAGGUGUUUCGCGUUGUUGGAAUUUGCAGUUGCCACCUUUUGCCGUUGAGUGUCUUGCCACCAACUUUGACGCUUGGUCUCAAGGAUUACAUAUUCUUGAAAGCAUGACUGAGGAAGCUGUUAAUGCAAAUGCUGAUGUGCGUGAUGUUAUACAAGAUGCCCUCACCAAAUUGUAUGCUACGUUGAAGGAAGACGACAUGUUUUAUGGAAUUUGGAGAAGAAGAGCCAAAUAUACAGAAACUAUUAGUGCAUUGUCUUAUGAACAGAUUGGACUUUGGGACAAAGCCCAGCAGCUAUAUGAAAGUGCUCAAAUCAAAGCCAGAAGUGGCGCUUUACCCUACGGAGAAUCGGAAUAUGCGUUAUGGGAAGAUCACUGGAUUUUGUGCUCUGAAAAAUUGCAACAUUGGGAUAUACUCACUGAUCUUGCUAGACACGAGGGAUUUUCAGAUCUUUUGUUGGAGUGUGGUUGGAGGGUUGCCGAUUGGUAUAAUGAUAGGGAAACCUUGGAUCAUACCGUUAAGAAUGUGAUGGAUGUACCAACUCCUCGUCGACAAGUUUUUGAAACAUUUUUGUGUCUACAGGGUUUUGGUCAAGAGAAGGAGACUUUGCAAGACUUGUCUCGCUUAUGUGACGAAGGUAUUCAACUUGCUUUAAGGAAAUGGCAUGGUUUACCAAAACGUUUUACCAACGCGCAUAUUCCAUUGUUGCACACAUUCCAACAAUAUGUCGAGUUUAUGGAGGCUAGUCAGGUUUAUGCAAGUUUGGUGAGUACCAAUGCACAAAACUUGGAUGUCAAGUCACAAGAGUUGAAGCGUGUAUUACAAGUUUGGAGAGAGAGAUUGCCAAACAUAUGGGACGAUAUCAAUAUCUGGAAUGAUUUGGUUACUUGGCGUCAACAUGCAUUCCAAGUGAUCAACAAAGUGUACAUGCCAUUUAUUCCAAUCUUGCAACAGUCCAACUCUGGUAGUAAUGCAAACUCGUAUGCUUAUCGUGGAUUCCACGAAAUUGCUUGGGUGAUUAAUAGAUUUGCCCAUGUCGCUAGGAAACAUAAUAUGCCAGAGGUUUGUAUUAAGGAAUUGACGAGAAUCUACCAAUUGCCAAAUAUUGAGAUUCACGAAGCGUUUUUGAAACUCAAGGAGCAAGUCAAGUGUCAUUACCAGAAUCCAAAUGAACUAAAUACCGGCCUUGAUGUUAUUAGCAAUACCAAUCUAGUAUAUUUUGCAACGCAACAAAAGGCCGAGUUCUUCACACUCAAAGGUAUGUUUUUGAAUAAACUUAAUCAAAAAGAUGAGGCAAAUAAAGCUUUUGCUACUUCUGUCCAGAUCGAUCUCAACUUGCCCAAGGCAUGGGCCGAAUGGGGUAUGUUCAACGAUCGUCGAUUCAAAGAAAACCCAGAUGAUAUGGUCUAUGCAAAUAACGCAAUCAGUUGUUACUUGCAAGCUGCAGGCUUGUACAAGAAUGGAAAGACGCGAAAAUUAUUGGCAAGAAUAUUAUGGUUGAUAAGUCUUGAUGAUGCUUCAGGCACCUUGGCGCAAGCGUUUGAAAACUUUAGAGGUGAAGUCCCUGUGUGGUAUUGGAUCACUUUUAUUCCGCAAUUGUUGACAUCCUUAUCCCACCGUGAAGCAAAACUUGCUAAGCAAAUCUUGGUGAGAAUCGCCAAAGCAUAUCCACAAGCGUUGCACUUUCAAUUGAGAACUACUCGUGAAGACUUUGCUGCACAACAACGCCAGGCUAUAGAAAUUGCACGCCAGCAAGCAGCUGCAGCAGCUGCAGCAACAGCAGCAACUGGAGCCACUGGAGCCACUGGAGCCCCUGUUUCUGCUUCAGUUCCAGGGUCUGCAAAUAAUUCCGUUGCAUCACCUCCUGGUCCAUCUGCUGCAUCUGCUGCAUCUGCUGGAAGUACUGCUGUACAAACCCCAGUUGCCAAUGCUAAUGGUGUUAGCCUUAAUAAAGCUGAGAACAAUAAUGUUCAAAAUGAACAUCAGUCUCCUAAAUCGAUUGGUUCUCAACCACAGUCUCAAUCUCAGUCACCAGUUCAAUUGGCCAAUGUUCCACACACGCAACAGAAUCUGCAUUCCCACGGGUCUGCACAAGCUCAUCCACAAACUGCUGGACGAGCUCCAUCACAGCCUCAUUUACAAAACCCCCAACAAAUCUCUAUAUCAGUUCCACUUUCUGUUCGUCAACCAUUGGAGCAUGUAGAAGAAAUUAUGGCGAUCCUCAAGACUGCUUAUCCGUUGUUGGCAUUGUCGUUGGAAUCGUUGGUUGACCAAAUCAACCAGAGAUUCAAGUGUACUCCUGAUGAGGAUGCAUAUAGACUAGGCGUUGCGUUGCUCAACGAUGGUGUCCAGUAUAUGAAUAGAUUGGGUAAUCCCCGAGCUGAUGCCAAGUUGCCACCAAUUACUGAGGCCAACAUUACAAGAUUCGCGGAAACUGUGUUGCCAAAGCAGAUUCGCGCUGAAUUUGAGAAAGAUUUGGUUUUAUCAAAGCCCAAUUUGGAGACAUAUAUUACCAAAUUAAGGAAAUGGAGGGAUAGAUUAGAGGACAGGUUGGACAGAAGACCAACAAAAGUGAAUUUGGAGAAUUUGUGUCCUCAUUUAGGUGAGAUUCAUCAUCAAAAGUUUGAAGAAAUUGAAAUUCCGGGCCAAUACUUGUUGAACAAGGACAAUAAUAGUCAUUUCGUCAAGAUAGAGAGGUUUAUCUCUACAAUCGAGUUGGCUCGAGGCACCAAUGCAUGUUAUAAGAGGUUGAAAAUCCGUGGUCAUGAUGGUAGUUUACAUACAUUUGCCGUGCAAUUUCCCGCGGCAAGACACUGUCGUCGUGAAGAAUCAGUGUUUCAAUUGUUUAGAAUAUUCAAUGACAGCAUUUCCAGAAAAGUUGAGACCAGGAGAAGGAAUAUCCAAUUAUUGAUGCCUACUGCGGUUCCUUUAUCUCCCCAUAUCAGAAUAGUCAAUGACAAUGUCAACGAUAUAUCUUUACAAAAGAUUUACGAAGGUUUCUGUAAAAAGAAUGGUAAGAGCAGAGAUGAGCCAUUCAUCUACACUGUUGAUAAAUUGCGUGCGGCUUUUGAUCCAAGAUUGCCCAAGCCUGACUUAGCAAGUAUCCGUGUUGAAAUUUUAAGUGCCAUUCAAACUUUGCUUGUGCCUUCAACAGUUUUGAAGAAUUACUUUUUGGAGUUGUAUCCUCGUUUUGAUGACUUUUGGUUAUUUAGAAAGCAGUUUACUUCGCAAUAUGCUUCAUUUAUAUUCACAACAUAUAUGUUGUGUGUCAAUGCUAGACAACCGCAAAAGAUUCAUGUUGGCAAGAAUUCUGGUAAUGUCUGGACGUCUGACAUGUUACCAUGCAAGAUCCCCAACAGAGCUGCAAUUGAUCCAAAUAAUCCGCAAGCCAAGCAAAUCCCAAUCUUUGUCAAUGCCGAGCAAGUGCCUUUCCGAUUGACACCAAACAUUCAAAAAUUGAUUGGAGAAAGUGGAUUGGAAGGUAUUUUGGCGGUUAAUGUGUUAUGUAUUGCCAGGGCCUUAUUAGAGCCAGGCUCUGACUUGGAGCAAUAUUUAACCUUAUUUGUUAAAGACGAAGCUGUCUCCUGGCUAUCCCAGAGCAAUGAGUUCAAGAAUGCUUCAAUUGCUUCUCAAGAUAAACAAUUGCGCGAUGUGGUGAAGCUCAAUGUCGAAAGUAUUACCAAACGUGUUAUGAACAUGGGCCAUAUCCCAUCGAAUGGUGGUGUAACUACUCAGCAUAUGUUGGAGUUGAUUUCCCAAGCCGUCAACCCACGCAAUUUGGCAGCAGCCGAUACUUUAUGGAUGGCAUAUUUUUAA
This is a messenger RNA of Lodderomyces elongisporus, 12174 nucleotides long. RefSeq names its product histone acetyltransferase (gene TRA1). The record is from RefSeq and is a predicted model, not a curated record. Gene Ontology annotation, biological process: regulation of DNA-templated transcription; DNA repair. Gene Ontology annotation, cellular component: nucleus; NuA4 histone acetyltransferase complex; SAGA complex. Bases 1 to 12174 code for a protein of 4057 amino acids. The transcript has a single exon. Lineage: Eukaryota; Fungi; Ascomycota; Pichiomycetes; Serinales; Debaryomycetaceae. Gene Ontology annotation, molecular function: protein binding.